Molecule: messenger RNA, 480 nt
Organism: Haemonchus placei
Lineage: Eukaryota; Metazoa; Nematoda; Chromadorea; Rhabditida; Trichostrongylidae
Source: the annotation of a GenBank genome assembly
AUGGAUGGCGAAUCGUAUUGGAUGAAUAUGAUCCGAAUCUCAAGCAUCGGUGGUUCAGUGGUAGAAUGCUCGCCUGCCACGCGGGCGGCCCGGGUUCGAUUCCCGGCCGAUGCAACGUUUUCCUCUCCCAUAGUUCCAGCAUUUUCAGUUUUCUACGUUGAACGCAUGGAUGGCGAUCCGAAUCGGAUGAAUAUGAUCUGUUCGCAAGCAUCGGUGUUUCAGUGGUGCAAUGCUCGUCUGCCACGCGGGCGGCCCGGGUUCGAUUCCCGGCCGAUGCAAUAUUUUCUACUUGUUUGCCAUGACACGUUGGGGUUUCUCCUUUUUAAACAAGCAGUGUCAAUCGUACCAUGGGCCUUCGGAGUCAAUUGCAGCACUUCUAAAGAGCUUCUGGCUAAAGAGCUUUCAGCUACACAAAGCCCUCAUACUAAUCCUCUCAAUCCACUAAAGGCAUCUCAUAUCGGCAUUAAUCUGUUCAUCUAG